This is a messenger RNA of Arabidopsis lyrata subsp. lyrata, 1074 nucleotides long. RefSeq names its product early nodulin-like protein 3. The coding region runs from base 248 to 940 and encodes 230 amino acids. Gene Ontology annotation, cellular component: plasma membrane. Gene Ontology annotation, molecular function: electron transfer activity. The transcript has 3 exons. NCBI's taxonomy places the organism in Eukaryota, Viridiplantae, Streptophyta, Magnoliopsida, Brassicales, Brassicaceae. The record is from RefSeq and is a predicted model, not a curated record.
AUGAAACUGACAAUUACUUGGCUAAUUGGGAAGAUUACAUUACAUUUCUACAAGACCAGAUUUUUAUUUUGUUAAAAACAAGACCAGAUUUCACCCCAAAUCUGGUUCGGAUCCUCCCAACCUCAUUCUUGAACCUUUUAUAAACCCCAUUUAGCUCCAAACCAAAACGGCCAAACUUUUUCUCGUCUAAAGAGAAAAAGACUAUUAGAGAAUUAGUCGUAAAUUUUGUUAAGAGUAGAAAAAAAAAAUGGCGUCUUUGAUUGACAUUGUGCCCCUAAUGUUUCUUUUAUUUACCACAUUCUACCACUUUGGUGAGGCUAGAAUCAUUGAAGUGGGAGGAUCAUUGGACGCAUGGAAGGUUCCAGAAUCUCCCAACCACACUCUCAGCCAUUGGGCUGAGUCCGUCCGGUUCCAAGUGGGAGACGCUCUUUGUACGGAUCUAAUUAUUUCUUCUAAAAUUACACUUUUGACUUUGGUCAUGAUGAGUUUUGUGUUUAAAUACGAUUCAAAGAUGGAUUCGGUGUUACAAGUAACAGAAGAAAACUACGAAAAAUGCAACACAGAGAAGCCUUUGAAAGAACACAAAGACGGAUACACAACAGUGAAACUCGAUGUCUCAGGUCCUUACUUCUUCAUAAGUGGAGCACCGACCGGUAACUGUGCUAAAGGUGAGAAAGUGACUGUCGUGGUUCAGUCACCUAACCACCAGCCCAUGCCAAAGCCAGGACCAGCGGCUGUUACGCCCACUAUUCCUCCAAAGCCAUCUACUACUUCGGCUGCUCCAGCGCCAGCUCCACCCACUCCUUCUCCAAAGUCAUCUACUUCUAUGCCGGCUCCUGCGCCAGCUCCGGCCAAGAGCUCUGCUGUUGGGUUGGUUGCUGGAACUGGCAUCUUCUGGGCCUCGACUCUUGUUGCUGUCAUUGGGCUUGCUUUCGUUUAAGGCUUUUAAGAAGAGUUUCCUGAAGUUUAAAUUUCAUGUUAUGCAUUAUGUUUUGCAGAAUAAUGAUUAUCAGAAUUUACAAUAUGUCAUAUUUGACAUUUACAAAUAAUUUAAUUUACUAUUUUUUUGUUCCU